AUGCACUUCCUUCUUCCUACCACACUGGUUGAACCCACACCAGUUCAGUGGGACGUGUAUUUGGUGGACAUGGGGCUCCAGAAGCCUGCGUGGAGGGGCUUUAAGUGACUCUGGUGCUUUUCUUGUGGAAUCUGAGCUCGACGGUCAGUGUCACCGGGUUGAAGGCAGAAAACCACAGAGUUACAGUGAACAGAAGUCAUCGGAGCUCAGCUUUUCUCUUCCACAAUGGCUGCGACGUAACGCAACUUUUGGGUCCACGGUGGAUGAACGACUGCGUUUGGAGGUGCCGCUAACUUUUACGCACAAGUAGGAGACACCAAAAAGGAACAAAAAUAUGAAGAAACAAUUUAACCGCAUGAGGCAACUUGCCAACCAGACCGUAGGAAGGGCUGAGAAAACUGAGGUGCUGAGUGAUGACCUCCUACAGAUCGAGAGGCGAAUGGAGCUGGUGCGUUUGGUGUCACACAACGCACACAAGAGACUGGUGUCCUGUCUGCAGGGUCAGCUCGGCACAGACUCUGAGAAGAGACAUAAAAAGUUGCCUCUGACAGCACUGUCCCAGGCUAUGCAAGAGGGAGGCAGUCAGCUGGGUGAUGACAGUCUGAUCGGUAAGAUGAUGGAUGUGUGUGGAGAGGCUGAGAACAGGUUAGCAACUGAACUGAUGCACCAUGAAGUUCAGCUGGAGAGGGACAUCCUGGAUCCUCUGAACCAGCUGGCAGAGGUGGAUAUUCCUAAUAUACUGAAACAGAGGAAGCAACUCGCUAAACUGGUUCUGGACUAUGACUCCGCUAGGACGAGGUGGUACCAAGCAACCAAGUCCAGCAACCAGGCCAUGGCAGCUAAGACUGAUUCUCUCAAGGACGAAAUGGACGAGGCACUCAAUAAAGUAGAAAUAUGCAAGGACCAGCUCUCUGCAGACUUGUACAAUUUUGCUUCCAAAGAGGGAGAAUACGCACGCUAUUAUGUCACGUUGUUAGAGACCCAGGCAGAGUACCACAGGAGGUCUCUGGCAGCUCUGGAGGCAGCUAUACCCACGAUUCAGUUUCAACAAGACUCGUGGACAGAGAAGCCGGCGUUCGGGACGGCCCUGGAGGAGCAUCUAAAGAAGAGUAACCGUGAGAUCGCGCUGCCCUUAGAGGCCUGUGUCAUGAUGCUUCUGGAGACCGGCAUGAAGGAGGAGGGCCUCUUCCGAAUAGCUGCCGGUGCUUCGAAACUAAAGAAACUCAAAGCGGCGUUGGACUGUUCCACAUCGCAGCUCGAGGAGUUUUACUCGGAUCCCCACGCUGUAGCUGGAGCCCUGAAGUCCUACCUCAGGGAACUUCCUGAACCUCUAAUGACUUUUGGCUUGUAUGACGAGUGGAUACAAGCCUCCAAUGUGUCUGACCCUGACAAGAGGCUUCAGGCCUUAUGGGUAACAUGUGACCAUUUGCCGAAGCCUCACAAGGUCAACUUCAGGUAUCUGGUGAAGUUUCUGGCUAAACUGGCGCAGGACAGUGAGAUUAAUAAAAUGACUCCCAGUAACAUUGCCAUAGUCCUGGGGCCCAACCUGCUCUGGGCAAAGACUGAAGGGACGCUGGCGGAGAUGGCAGCAGCUACAUCUGUCCAUGUGGUGGCUAUCAUCGAGCCCAUUAUCCAGCACGCUGAUUGGUUCUUCCCAGACGAGGUGGACUUCAAUGUGUCGGGCAUGUUCUCCAUGCCCACCCACCCAGCCACCCCAGACCCUGAGCCCAGUCUGGACAGGAAACGUCCCGGUAGCCUGGUGGGGCAAGACGGGGACAGUCACACGCCCCGUAAAGACAGCACUGUUAACAAACAGCCGGAGCCCACCCCACGUAGAGCUGGCACUGUAAAUAGAAAACAACCACAGCUAACCUCACCUACCUUUCAACCCCCACUGCCCCCUCUGGAGGAUUGGGGUUCUACCCAGCCCCAGGUUCUGUCUCCAGCUGCAGAGGCUGAGCAGUCUGGCCUGGGUGGUGCUGGUAGUGCUUCUGGUGGUGGUGGUCUAGGUGUGGGGGUCCAGGUAGCCACAGUGCAGCCUCAGGUUGUAACCCAGCUCAGCGCAGAGGAGAGCAGCCCAGGCCGAGAAAUGAUGUCCACCCCCCCUCCCCAGAGGAAUGGUGCAGUCCAUCUUUCUGUAGGAACACCACACUCUCAGGGUGGCUCCAGGGGGCCCAGUCCACACAUGGUGCGCAGAGGUACCAAGAAACAGGCUCCAGCUCCUCCCAAACAGGCCAGCCCAUUUGCAUCCCAGCCCAGUACCCAGACACCCAGCUCCCCUCAUCACCCACCCAUCACGCCCAGACGACACACCGUCAAAGACAGUCCCAUCCACGCUCCGAGUCACCCACCCCCGCAGCCUCCACAGGCCCCCCUGGCCCAGGGCGAGUCAGAACCCUCUCCCCCCAGCACUCCCACCCCUCCUGACACUCCGCCUCAUGAUGGCUCACACUCCAACCCGCUGUCUCCGUACCACUCCGGGUCUCUGCCCCGCCCCUCUAGGCCUGCUCCCAGACCACGGCCCCGUCCCAGCAUGCCCCCACCACCUCAGCCUGGUACAAAUGAUGGUAAUGGCAUCUGCAACUCCGCCUCCAAGAUCAUAACAGAUGGAAGUCUGGUCAUAAAAGGGAUUGGACGAGCCCUGAUCCCUGAAGUGGUUAUGGACCAAGAGGGGGAGAGCUCUGCUGGUCAGGAGCCCACCGACACUCAAGCCCCACCCCCAGACCUGCGGAUCCAAUCAGAGAGCACUGCUCUGUGAGAAAAAGACGGACCAGAGUCAGUGAAAAACUUCCAUCACUCAGUCAGAUCAGAUUUGAAUGUUGACAAUUCAAUAUCAGGCAGGUAUCUAAAAAGCAAUGGAUCGCUGCAGCCUGUGCUCCACUCACAUGAUGCUGGUGUUUUCUGGAAAAAAAAAAGAAAAAAAAGAUGGCUGCCUUUUCUUCAGUUAUGCUGAGACUCAAACCAUGAACCUCAUCUCACAGUGUUGGUCUUAGAAAACAUGACCGUCACUUUGAAUAUUUGACCAAACAUCACUCUCUCUUCUCGAUAUACUGCUGUGUACUUUGAGAUUAGACCAUAGAAGCAAAUGUGACUUAAAUGUGUAACAUGAACCAAAUAACAGCUGAACUCAGAAGGUGCUGGUGACAAUUUCAAAGCAUUUACAUCUCCUGUUUCUUUAAAAAACCUCUUUAUUACUUCUACACAGUUCUAUCAUCUUUUUUGGGGACAGAAAUCUGUGAAUUUGGUUUCUAAAAAAAUUUGAACUGGUGUGUUUUUUAUUGUUUAUUCAGCAUUUGUAAGCCAGCCUUUGUUGAUUUAUUUAUCAUGAAACAGAAUCACAUUCUGUAAUUUUCCCCCCCCCCACUUUUGCCUUAUUAAACUCCGGCUAAAUGUGAUAUUCAGCAUAAAGGGGUUGUAAAAUAAUUAUAACAGCAUCAUGAUGCAUACAGCAGCAUAAAGGACCAAAGAAACAGAUAGGAAAUUCCGAUUUAUAGCUGUUUGGCUGACCAAAUAUUUUGGAAAGAGUGCAAUACAGAAAGCAAUCGUCUUCCAGUGGUAUUGGUAUAUGUAGUAAUCUAGCAGAGUAACAUUUAAUUUUGUUUUCAGAUUUUGAAUUUCAGCUGAUUUACCAACCUCAAAAUAGCCUUGAUAGUGAAAAUUCACUUUUAUUAUAAAGGGAUUUGUAUUUCUGGGGGUUUUAAUACAUAUCAUUGAAAUUAUCGCUCUCCCUCGAUCUCGAUGUCCAGCAACCAAAUAAUUUUCUUGUAUGUAAAAUUUUUAUUACUCAGACAAUCCUUACUUUGUUGGGGUGUUUUUCAGCGCUUUGAUUACAUGUUUAUUUUUUUAAAUUUCCUUGCAGCAUUUUAUGGUGGAUUUCUGCACAUAUUGCAUCAUAAAAUGCAUCAUUAUUCCUAAUGAUUAAAGAUUGUUCAACCACA
Molecule: messenger RNA, 3938 nt
Organism: Sphaeramia orbicularis (orbiculate cardinalfish)
Lineage: Eukaryota; Metazoa; Chordata; Actinopteri; Kurtiformes; Apogonidae
Gene: arhgap17b
Product: Rho GTPase activating protein 17b
Exons: 20
Coding region: 335-2758 (807 amino acids)
Biological process (GO): regulation of Rac protein signal transduction; signal transduction; regulation of actin cytoskeleton organization
Cellular component (GO): cytoplasm; cytosol; intracellular anatomical structure
Molecular function (GO): protein binding; GTPase activator activity
Source: RefSeq, a predicted model, not a curated record